AUGCAAAUCAAGCUUGUUCUUCCUAAAGACUGGAAUGUUGGGUCGGGUCCGGAGGGCAUCACUGUUGCGCUUCCGAUUACUCCAAGUCGCCACCACACCAUCGAAUCAUUGACAAUAUAUGGAGCAGGCGAUCUUAGCCGCAUAUUCUUUCCGCGCUCCUUUACAAUCUUCACCAACCUGCGCUAUCUAAAUCUCGAGGUCUACUCACUGGUCUAUCCCGUAGACCCAAGAGUUACACCACCUCUACCGCGUCUAGAAACGAUCAUUUUCACAUACUCCGACGGAAUACAGUCCAUGGACGACUGGCUAAUUGCAUGCCCAAAGUUGACCACUGUCGGCCUAUGGUACACCUAUCCGGCAUUACCGACUCUAAAAGUUCUCGCACGUGGAAAAAUUCAGUGUCUCGAAAUCCUACUUCGUAUCAGAAUCGCCCCUGUCCGCAUCACCGCUCCAAGCCUUGCAUGGAUCUCAAGCUGCGGCUCCCUGCGCCGAUUACGAAUCUCUAGUGAUAUCUUUAAACAUACCAGUGGAAGAAUCCCAAUCGAUCUCGAAGAGCUAAGAGUGGAAAUGAUAGAGUCGCCAUAUCCAAGUGUCGAAGACUGGAGACGGUCCGAUUCCUGGGCCAUCGACGCUGGCCAAAGGGCACAUAUUAUCGCCGUUGGAUAUCAAGUGAAAAUUCAUUUGGAAUAUCCGACAACCUCCUGGAGCGGAGCAACUCCUCGACCUGAGAAUAAGAAAUCCUCCAUACUUCAACGGAUGUCCCGGAGCGGCCGCAAACUGCUUUCGAGUUGA
Molecule: messenger RNA, 792 nt
Organism: Serendipita indica DSM 11827
Lineage: Eukaryota; Fungi; Basidiomycota; Agaricomycetes; Sebacinales; Serendipitaceae
Source: the annotation of a GenBank genome assembly